Messenger RNA from Bicyclus anynana (squinting bush brown), 4881 nucleotides. RefSeq names its product transmembrane protein 184B (gene Tmep). Bases 317 to 1528 code for a protein of 403 amino acids. The record is from RefSeq and is a predicted model, not a curated record. Gene Ontology annotation, biological process: transport. Gene Ontology annotation, molecular function: transporter activity. The transcript has 8 exons. NCBI's taxonomy places the organism in Eukaryota, Metazoa, Arthropoda, Insecta, Lepidoptera, Nymphalidae.
AAAUAUGUUCCUUGAUUCAUAGUCUGUGUCCUAGCGAACGAGCGAGUCGUCAUCAAAUACAGUGAAACGAAAAUAAAAAGAAAUAAAUAUGAAACAGAUACUUGGAGACAUUUAAUUUCUACAUAGUUUGCAUAAAAGUGUGAUUGUUUACGUUUAAUGUUUACAAAGUUAAUGUUUCAUCAUAGGUGUGGACAAAAUCGAUGAGAACCUGUGUUGAGUUUUUUUAGACAAUAUGUGCUGUGUUGCUGUUGAUUACCAUUGACAUAUUCUGACGUGAAACAAAAGGAAAACGAUCUAAAAACUCCUCAACCCAAGGAUGAGUUUGCCAGAAACAAUCAAUUUGACAGCACAACCAAUGUCGGUAUCAGGGGAAUCUCACCAGCUGUUCCUGGCAACAAAGCCUGCCCAGGUCAUUGCGGGCAUAUUUGUGUGGACAGCGUUAUUUAUAACAUGCCAACAGAUUUACCAACACCUACGCUGGUACACCAACCCAUCGGAGCAGCGAUGGAUAGUGCGCAUUCUAUUCAUUGUGCCCAUAUACGGAUGCUACAGUUGGAUCUCGCUGCUUUUCUUCAAUAGCGAUUCUUAUUACGUUUAUUUCUUUACCGUGAGGGAUUGUUAUGAAGCGUUCGUGAUCUACAGUUUCCUGUCCCUGUGUUACGAGUACUUGGGCGGCGAGGGCAACAUAAUGUCUGAACUGCGCGGGCGGCCGGUGCGCGCGUCCUGCGUCAACGGCACUUGCUGUCUCUCGGGCGCCACCUACACCAUCGGCUUCCUGAGGUUCUGCAAGCAGGCCACGCUGCAGUUCUGUCUCAUCAAGCCCGUGUGCGCGUUCAUCAUUAUAUUCCUGCAGGCGGCGGGGCACUACCACGACGGUGACUGGAGCCCCAACGGCGGCUACCUGUACAUCACCAUAGUGUACAACUUCUCCGUCAGCUUGGCGCUCUACGGCCUGUUCCUGUUCCUUGGCGCCACGCGCGAGAUGCUCAAGCCCUUUGACCCCGUGCUCAAGUUCUUCACCGUUAAGUCGGUCAUCUUCUUGUCCUUCUGGCAGGGCGUAGGGCUGGCCAUCCUGGAGAAGGCGGAAGUGAUAUCGCCGAUCAUUGACGCGGACGGUACCCCCACCACCGCCGGUACAGUGUCCGCGGGCUACCAGAACUUCCUCAUCUGCAUCGAGAUGCUGGCGGCGGCGGUGGCGCUGCGGUACGCGUUCCCCGCGUCCGUGUACGCGCACGCGCACCGCGACCCGCACCGCUCCGUCACCAUGCAGUCCAUCUCCAGCAGCCUCAAGGAGACAAUGAACCCGAAGGACAUAAUGACGGACGCCUUCCAUAACUUCCACCCGCAGUACCAACAGUAUACGCAAUACAGCUCAGUGAUGCGCGGUGCGGGAAUCGGCAACCGUGGAUCCGAAGAAGGCGCAGCCCUAGCGCCGAGACCACCGCCACAACGCGUUGCAACCAUCAGCCAUGCUACAAACUACCACGAAAAGACAACACUACUCAGUUCUGACGACGAAUUUCAAUGAACGGUUUGAAAAUGGAACCCGAUUCGAAGUACAAGCCGUGAACAGGCGCCAUUUUAUAUCGUUUCGAAUGUAAUGUACUCGUAGGACCCUUUGUUGUUGAGACGGUACUAUAGAAGUUUAUUCAUUUUAUUUUAUAAAAAUUUAAAACUUUUAGAAGGGUCCAUGUUAUAUUUAUUUAUUUUUUACGUGGUUACAUAUUUUUAAAGUCUUAAACCUUUACUCUAAUAUAAUUUUAGUUAGAUAAUUAUUUUUACUUAUUCCUUGGUGAAACGAUCUUUCGAAAUGCAAAUGGCAUCGGUCGGAAACCACACAGCCUUUAUAGUUUUUUUAAUAUUAUUAAGGAUUUUGGUUCUUAUUGAUGUUCUAACCAAUGAUAAUGAUAAUAAAUUGACUUUGACGACGACUUUGGCGCGUUAAGGACGUGAAUAUGAUGUAUAUUUAGCCGUUAAGGAAAAUAAUUUAGUAUCUAAUUUUAUCACCACUCAACAGUGUACAGAAAAUUAUAUACCUAACUAUGUAUGUAUAAAUUACUUACCGAAACUAUUCAACUGGUCAUGGAAAAUAGUUAUUAAAAUAUAGUUUGAUAGUGUAUUUACAAUUACUAAAGUAUAUUGAAUGUAUUUUAAUGUAAAGUAGCGGCUGUACGUUAACAAAAUAAUAUAUUUACUUAUGUGAUAAUAUGACAAAAAAAAAUAUUAUUGUCGUUUUUUCUUAAUCAGUGUUAAUUGUCUGUAUUCUUGUACUAUAUCAAUUUUUAAUGCGUAAGUUAUAUUUUUCUUAAAGAGCCAGUGCUUCGUAACUCAAUUUAUUUCACCACAGAGUUGGUGAUAAUUUAAAGUUAAUUAAUUUGGUUAUCAAAUCGUGAUCAUCGUCAUAGACAAUAACAGAUUAACACCUACAUUAAUAGGCCAGUUGACUCCUUUUCAAAGGUCAUAGAUUGUUCAUUAUCCUUGUAUUAGAUUGUAAAAAAUAUAUUGUGUUUUUGGUUUUGAGAAUAUACUGUCCGCCUUAUUGGUCUAUCUAAAGGUUAUCUAUGCCAUUAUGUGAAGCAAAUUUUGUAUACCUACUAGUUUUUACAUUCUAUUUUUUUUAUUAAAAACUAUGAUUUAUAAUAUUUACACCCAAAGUAUAUUAAUUUAGAUCUAGAGUGUAACUAAUAGAGCUGAUAAGUCUCAGUUUACACUUUAAAAUUUUUUUUGUUGUUUCGAUAAUAAUUGGUCGAUCACUUCUCUUCACUUAGGUAUCCUAUACAAAAAUAAAUUAUUGCAUUUUCCACAUCGUUAGUGAAGCAUAGAGUUUUGUACAUAUUAGUGCUCAGAUAAAAAAAAAUGAUAUUAUAAGUAUAUAGGACCAUUUCUGCACUUAACAUUUUCUAGAUAGCUAAUGUAUAAAAUUUUGUCUCCGAUAUUUGAGGCUUGCUUUAAUGACAAAACUGCAUUGCUUCGCCGUCCAAUAUGAAAUUUUUAUGCACUUCCAUAUUCUUAAAUAGUUUAAAAAUAUUGCAUAAAUAUAUUAUAAUAACUCCUUAUGUGGAACAUGCUGAUUUAUUUUAUAUUUUAUUUGUAGUUGUAUUGGGUUGCUUAUUGUAACGAGUAUAUCACAAGACCAUGAAAUUGUACUUCAUAUAUGUUAUUUUUUAUUACAUAUUCGUUAAAUUAUAUCAGAAAAAAACGUGAGGGUUGUUAUUCCUGUUCAAUAAAAGGUCAUUAACAACCGAUAUUAACGGUCAACUACAGGGUCAGGCAUUCCACGUUAGGAAAGGGGAUAUGGAGCUUAGACCCACUGCCCUAAUACUGGUUGGCAGCAUACAACGAUGGCAAAAAAAAAAUCAGAACAGUGGUCCUGUUAACAUCUUUUUAAGUCUGUGACACAGCUCUUUGAAACAAAACGACACGUUUAAAUAAGGAAGCUAAGAAUAUUAUAGACCUCUUUAAUUCGGCCCUAUCGCAAAAUCCGUUCUUAGCGGACUAUAGACUACCUCCCUGACAAAUUGCUUUAUACAUCGAGCGGUUUUCGAGAUUUCGUGAUGAAUGACGACCUUUCGUAUUUAUAUAUUAAGAUACGACUAGCUGACGCCGCGUGGUUUCACCCGUGUGAUUCUCGUUCCCGUAUAGGAAUAAGGGGAUAAUAUAUUAAAGCCUAUAGCCUUCUUCCAUAAAUGUGAUCUAACACUGAAAUAAUUUUUUAAAUCGGACCAGCAGUUUCUGAGAUUAGCGCGUUCAACCAAACAAACAGACUCUUCAGAUUUAUAAUAUUAGUAUAGAUUAGUGUGUUAGUUUACCUCAGUUUACAAAAGGCACAACCUUUUGUAGAUGGCGUGUCUACCACUUUUUUAUUCGAUGCCUGUGGUUCUUUCUUCUCGGAACAGCAUUUAAUUAUUUAUAUAUCAUGGCCUUCACGUUUAAUUCUACGAUGUGUUUGUUACAGUUUUAACUAAUGCUUAAGUACUUUUUUAUUUUAUUUUAAUAAGUGGUAUUAUCUGUCUUACUACUACGAGUAUCUUCUUAAUGUUAACCUAAGUGUACCUAAUUUUAAAUCCUGUUUUACCAAAAGGAUAUUAAUUAAUAAAUUACUAAAUUAAUGUCUAUUAUAAUAUAAUUAAUGUUUUCUAUCUACCUUUCUUUACACUAAUUAUUUUGUAAUUUAAUAAAUAAAAAAAAAUAAGUGUCUAAUGUACCUAUGUAUAUUCUUAAAUAAGUGUGUUUUAUCGUGAAAUAUAUGUAAAUAACCUAAUUUUAUUGAUGAUAUUGAAUUUUUGUUGCUUUUUUAUGUUUGUAUUGUUUUUUUAUGAUAGAAAAUUUAUGUUGUCUGUAGAAAAGCGUUUUUAGUGCAAUAUUACCUUCGGUAUGUUCUGUGGGAUUUGUCAAUAGAUUUUUGUUAUUUUUUUAUUUUUUUGAUAGUAGUUACUAAUUAUAGUGACGCAUUUUAAUUAUAUUUUGUGGGUACUUCUUUAAAAAAACUGUGAAAUUUACUGAUUACAGGCGACAAUGUUUAAUUUAUUAACAACUACUAUCAGAUAUUAUUAUAAUGACCGGGACCGACGGUGUAACGUGUUCAGCGCGGCACGGGGGUGUAAGACCACCAACUUCGCAACUCUAGGCUGAUAAUUUGAACUAAAAAAUUCUUAGAAGAAAGAAAAACUCAGUAACUCAUAGUCCGACCAGGAUCCGAACCUAGGACGUCGUGAUCCGAAACCUUAUAAGUUAUAGGCUUACCACUGGACCAAUCCAACGAGGUUGUUUUACGACGGUUUUUAGUUUCAUAAACAAACGCGCUAGUAUCUAUGUCAGCGUCGCCAGAAGACGGGAUUUAGGAAUUUAUUGAGUGAAAAAAGCGGGAUUCUUUCGUCGAAA